UAAACCGGAUAAACAUCCGUAAAUCCAGAUAAAAUAGCUUGUUGAAUAGUUAUGAAUGUGUCGUUAUCAACCCCCGUCACACACUUGAGCAAAAACAAGUGAUUACUAAAAUAAAACGUUCUCGACAACCAGGGGGCAAUGUUGGAACGUUUUUAACAUAGACUCAGUUCUUAUGUUUAGGGUGUAUAUCAAAACUUUUUUUUGUUUUGUUUUAGAACCGGCAUUCUUAAAGUGACCCUGAGCAUUAAUAUAUUUCUUUUAGUUCUGUUGGCGGAAAUAAAGACUAGGGCUGCUCAUGCUGCCUGUGCAUGAGCCGCUGCUUGGAGCGAGGAGGGUGCUUCCCGUCGGGGGCUGACGUCGGGGGUGGGUCUGUACCGCCGAUUUGCAGAAUGAAGCCAGAGGCGCCACGCGACGCUCUGCAGUUCAGCGGCAGUCCGGAGUCCGGGAGGCGCGUGGAGCGCGUGCGUUUGCUCUCUAGCUUCUCAUAUCACCCUGAGCCGUCAGUGGGACCAGCAGUCAUGUGUGAUGCGACUUCGCGCCUCUGAAGCGGAGGAGAGCGGCUUUCUCCCCAUUUGCCUGUGGCGCCGGGGCAGGCGACGGAUCCGUUUCCAGAGCGAGACGCGCGGAGAUCGCUCCUUCUACUGCAGCAAGGAGCAUCAGGUGGAAGACUGGAAAAAGCACCGGUUCAGCUGUAAGGAGGCCGAAAUAAUUCGGGCUUCGCCGAUGCCCAGAUCGCGGCAGGAGAGCACGGAUGAGAAAGCGGUACCGCAGAUGCCACAGAAGCCCUCAACGCGGCUUGACAGCCCGGCUGCCCCCAGCGCUCAAGGCGGCGAGAAAACCGGCGAGUGUAUCACAUGUGCGGGGUCUGACAGGACCAAUAACAACAAUGCUGCUAAAGCUAACGGGCGGAUGAAAUCCCAUCCGAGGAAAGUGGCUACGGAAUAUAUAAUCCCAUGCAUGAACAAGCACGGCAUGUGCGUGGUGGACAACUUUUUAGGAGAAGAGAUCGGGAUGUCCAUUUUGCAGGACGUGGUGGCCCUUCACGAGACUGGCAGAUUCACCGACGGGCAGCUGGUCAGCCAGAGGAGUGACUCUUCCAAAGACAUUCGCGGAGACAAAAUUACGUGGAUCGAAGGAAAGGAGCCCGGCUGCGAGCGCAUAAGUUUCCUGAUGAGUCGCAUGGACGAUUUGGUCAGGCACUGUAAUGGCAAACUGGGAAACUACAAAAUAAACGGUAGGACAAAAGUAAGUUGCACAACCAGCAGGUAAACU
This is a messenger RNA of Brienomyrus brachyistius, 1272 nucleotides long. Its product is annotated as egl nine homolog 1-like. NCBI's taxonomy places the organism in Eukaryota, Metazoa, Chordata, Actinopteri, Osteoglossiformes, Mormyridae. The record is from RefSeq and is a predicted model, not a curated record. Gene Ontology annotation, molecular function: ferrous iron binding; peptidyl-proline 4-dioxygenase activity. Bases 526 to 1269 code for a protein of 247 amino acids. The transcript is spliced from 2 exons. Gene Ontology annotation, cellular component: cytoplasm; nucleus. Gene Ontology annotation, biological process: cellular response to hypoxia; peptidyl-proline hydroxylation to 4-hydroxy-L-proline.